AGGAAGCCAGCGAUGAGAGGCCGGAGGAGAUGGAUGCGGAGGGGAAAAGGCACUUUGACUGAGAGCAAGGUCAGAAGCGCGCUGCCUCACGCUCCCCGCCGCUGAGAAGUUCCUUGGACGCGAACAGACGUCGACUGCAGCUCAGCAGAGCGCAGAGAGAGCGAGCUAGCGAGGGACCGCCGCUGAACCACCCGCGCCUGCCGCGGGGAGAGGCAGUUCGCGCCCCGUGGCCCCGGCUCGAACCCCGAGCGCCCAGCACAACCCGCGCCGCAAUCGGCCCAGCCAUGGCAGAGGUGGGGGGCGUCUUGGCCUCCUUGGACUGGGAUCUACACGGCUUCUCCUCGUCUCUGGGGAACGUGCCCUUAGCUGACUCCCCAGGUUUCCUGAAUGAGCGCCUGGGCCAGAUCGAGGGGAAGCUGCAGCGUGGCUCACCCACAGACUUCGCCCACCUGAAGGGGAUCCUGCGGCGCCGCCAGCUCUACUGCCGCACCGGCUUCCACCUGGAGAUCUUCCCCAACGGCACUGUGCACGGCACCCGCCUCGACCACAGCCGCUUUGGAAUCCUGGAGUUUAUCAGCCUGGCUGUGGGGCUCAUCAGCAUCCGGGGAGUGGACUCUGGCCUGUACCUAGGAAUGAACGAGCGAGGAGAACUCUAUGGGUCGAAGAAACUCACACGUGAAUGUGUUUUCCGGGAACAGUUUGAAGAAAACUGGUACAACACCUAUGCCUCAACCUUGUACAAACAUUUGGACUCGGAGAGACAGUAUUACGUGGCCCUGAAUAAAGACGGCUCACCCCGGGAGGGAUACAGGACUAAACGACACCAGAAAUUCACUCACUUUUUACCCAGGCCUGUAGAUCCUUCUAAGUUGCCCUCCAUGUCCAGAGACCUCUUUCAGUAUAGGUAACGAACCUUUUGUGUGCCCUCUGUGACCCAUGUACUCUGGGGCCACGGUUGUCUCUGCAAGCACUAUACUCAUAGCUUUUCAAUCCUUCCUUCCUAUCGUUUUAGAUAACAGAAAAGCACUUACUGUUGAACUCAACCCAGCUGUUCCCUUGUUGUUCAAAGUGUAUAUCAAGGUUGGGUUAUUUUGGGGAGGGAUGGGGGGGCUGGGCUCGAGGGAAUCUUGUAUAUACUUUUUUCUUUACUCAUGUUCUUUCCCCUGAGGUAGCAUAACAAAGAAUGGGAGCCCUUGCCAAGGGCCAGAGGGGUCUUAUCCCACAAUUUACUCAAAUACCUUGACAACAGGUAUAAAUGAAAGACCAAGGAAUCUGCCACAGAUGCUACCUACAGAGUUUUGGAAAAGUCUCUUUAAGAAAAUCCUUGAGGCUACAGCCUUGCUGCAAGCCUUCCCUGCAUUGGCUAUGCAGAUUUCUCAUCUGUCCUGACAUACAGUUUUCCUGCCAUUGGAAGUGGGAGAUGGGGUAGGUUGUAAGAAAAUGAUAUUAAAAUGUAAGCAUGGAUACUGUGCAUAAGGACAAAUUAUUUAUAAAAUGUAUAUGCUAUUUAUUUUAUAUAUUUAUUUAUUUCAAAAUAAUUUUAUUUUUAAUGAGAGAUGCUAUAGCUGGAUUUUCAUCAGAAAGAAUAAGGUCCUACUGAAACAGGAUAAAAUGAAUUAUUAAAGGCUUUUACUGGCAAUAAAAUUUGUCUUUAUAUUGUAAGACUCUGUCUAAUUCUAUUGAUUUGUACAUUUAAUAGGAUUAGAAGGUUGGCCAGCUUCUUUCUCUCCAACUCAUUAGAAUUUUCUGAUGUUGGCAUCACACUGCCUAUGCUGGAUGUCUCCAUCAGCCAUUAUGUAUGCUAGCAUUAUCUAGAGGCCUAUGUGAAGUCCUAGUGGUCCUUUCCAGUUCUAUGACUUUAAACUUACAGGUGAAUCGAAGCUUCAGGAAGGCCUAGACCAACAGCUAUUACUGAAGCUCCCAUUUGUGCUUAGGACUCUGCAUAGAGAAACUCUCCUUUGGGACUUGGUUAGGGUCCAAAGUCCUAAAGUCCAAACACUAAUUGAGGGUUUCUUACUUCAGAUAUGAAGAUGAAGGGAUUCGAAAUAAACAUGAAUCAGCUGAUGCAGUGGCUUAUACCUAUAAUCUGAGCACUUUGGGAGG
Messenger RNA from Cebus imitator (Panamanian white-faced capuchin), 2103 nucleotides. RefSeq names its product fibroblast growth factor 16 (gene FGF16). Gene Ontology annotation, cellular component: cytoplasm. Gene Ontology annotation, biological process: cell differentiation; positive regulation of gene expression; fibroblast growth factor receptor signaling pathway. Lineage: Eukaryota; Metazoa; Chordata; Mammalia; Primates; Cebidae. Gene Ontology annotation, molecular function: fibroblast growth factor receptor binding; growth factor activity. Bases 285 to 908 code for a protein of 207 amino acids. The record is from RefSeq and is a predicted model, not a curated record. The transcript has 3 exons.